AUGGAUAAACAGCCUCUGCAGUCAUCCAAAAUUGACAGAGAUAAUGAUGCCAUUGCAUUUGAAAAUAACAUCCAGCAACUGAGUCCAUCUGAAGAGGAGGAAGGAAAGGAAGUUUUUUCCACUGUUGGGGAAACAAAGAGUCAGAGCUGCAAAGGGGAUGAUGAUUUGUCAGACUUUUUCAAUGAAAGUAAAGAGCAGGAAUAUCCAUCUGCAUCAGGGCAAACAGUUGUAAGAAAUCUCAAGAAUCUAAAAUUUGAGGCUUGUGCUCCACAACAGGAAAAAGGAGAAAAGAAAAGUUUCAACUGUUUUUACGGCACGUUCACCUCAGUCAAGUUAUGGAGUCUUAGGUGUCAUUUGAAAACCCAUUUAGAUGAGAAAUGUCACGCGUGUCACCUCUGCCCGAGCUUCCAUACAGCAGCUCUGCUGCACAGCCAUGUCAACACACACACAGGGAACAAACCCCAUAAAUGCAGUGAGUGUGACACAGCCUUUGUGACCCAAGGGGAACUUGCAGGACACAGGAGGUACAAGCACACUUUGGAGAAGCCUUUCAAGUGCACAAUAUGUGAAUACUCCCGUGUAGAAGCCAGCAGGAUGAGACGCAGCGUUCGCUCACACACGGGAGAGCGGCCCUACCCUGCCCUGUGCAGCAGCAAAGAUGCCUACGAGCUGAGAAGGCUCAUGCUAACUCACACAGGUGAAAAACGCUAUGAAUGUUAUGUUUGCCAGGCCAGAUUCACUCAGAGUGGUACCAUGAAAAUCCAUGUGUUACAGAAACAUGGAGAAAAUGUGCCAAAACACCAAUGUCCACAUUGUAAUACUUUCCUUUCUCGAAAAAGUGAUUUGGGUGUCCAGCUGAGGAAUCUGCAUGGAAGGGGCAGUGAAGUGCAGGGGCUGAGAGCUUCCCAUGAGCUCCACACCUUCCUGCAGCACAGGAGGGCUCACAGGAGUGAGAGCAGCUUCAGAUUUUACAUGUGA
Molecule: messenger RNA, 978 nt
Organism: Agelaius phoeniceus (red-winged blackbird)
Lineage: Eukaryota; Metazoa; Chordata; Aves; Passeriformes; Icteridae
Source: RefSeq, a predicted model, not a curated record